Messenger RNA from Paramecium octaurelia, 2505 nucleotides. The record is from the annotation of a GenBank genome assembly. NCBI's taxonomy places the organism in Eukaryota, Ciliophora, Oligohymenophorea, Peniculida, Parameciidae.
AUGGGUUGUGCAAGCAGUCAAGCAAUUUAAUAAGAAUAAUAUGCUUAUGAACAUAAGGAUGAUGUGUAUAAGGUAUUGGCUUCAUCAAAACUUAUUGAUGAAUAAUUACUCAAGAGGAUAAUUACUGUUUUCAAAAAGGAGAAAAUCACAAAUUGUCUAGAUUUUCUUUCAAAAGAAUGUAAACUAAAAAAAUAGGAAUAAUCUAACAUUAAGUUUAUAACCGAUCUUAUGAAAAAUUUAUCUGAGCUCGAUUUUUGCAAAGAAAAUAUUUCUGCCGAUGAUUAGUAAAAACAGAGAGAGGAUCUAAUCACAUAAAUAUCUGAUGAUAAAAAAAUCAUUGAAUUUUUAAAAUUUCUUGUUUUACUUACAGCUUUAGAUGAGAAAUUUAUAUAAUGUGGAUCCAAUUCCCUCAAAUUAUUAAUUGAAAUGAGGAUAGAUUUGAAGUAACAAAACUUUGAAAAUAUCAACAUUCAAAAUACUUCAUUGAUUGGCGGAAAUUUUGCGAGUUGUAAUUUGAAUGGAUCUGUAUUGAAUAACGUCGACAUAAGCGGCGUAAAUUUAAAUUGUGCUUAGAUGUUUAAUUGUUAAUGGAAGAAUCUUAAGAUUAACGAAUUAAAAAUGUUAAACGGUCAUCAAAGUGGAGUCCUAUCUGUUUGCUUCUCUCCUGAUGGUUCUAUAUUAGCUUCUGGUGGUUAUGAUUGCGAUAUUCGUUUAUGGGAUGUUAAGACAGGAUAAUAAAAAGCCAUAUUAGAUGGUCAUUCACAUUGGGUUGAUUCAGUCAAUUUCUCUCCUGAUGGUACUACAUUAGCAUCAUGUAGUUGGGAUAAGUCUAUCCGUUUAUGGGAUGUUAGGACAGGAUAAUAAAAAGCCAAAUUAGAUGGUCAUUCAGAUUAUGUAAGAACAAUUUGUUACUCUCCUGAUGGUACUACAUUAGCAUCUGGUAGCGAUGAUAAAUCAAUCUGUUUAUGGGAUACUAAGACAGGAUUACAAAAGAUCAAAUUAGAUGGUUUGAGUGAUGAAAUCUGCUCAAUCUGCUUCUCUCCAGAUGGACUUAUAUUAGCUGCUGGUACUGGAAGCAUAUUAAGUCAUGAUAAUUCUAUCAUUUUAUGGGACGCGAAGACAGGAUAAUAAAAAGUUAAGUUUUGUGGACAUUAAAGCGCUGUCAAAUCUAUAUGCUUUUCUCCUGAUGGAACUAUGAUCGCAUCUGGGAGUGCAGAUAAGUCUAUCAUUUUGUGGGAUAUUUUGACCGGAAUACAGUUAACAAAAUUUAAGGGUAUUGAUGAAGUGGAUACAAUCUCUUUCUCUCCUGAUGGAACAUUAUUAGCAACUGGAAUGAAUUCAUACAUUUAUUUAUGGGAUGUUAGGACUGGACAAUAAAAAGCUAUUUUUUCUGGUCAUUCUUAUUGUGUAUCUUCUGUCUGCUUCUCUCCUGAUGACACUAUUUUAGCAUCUGGGAGUGUAGAUAAUUCUAUCCGUUUAUGGGAUUUUAGGGCUGGAUAAUCGGAGGCUAAAUUUGAUGGUCAUAGUAAGGCUGUAAACACAGUUUGCUUCUCACCUGAAGGUACACUAUUAGCAUCAGGUAGUGAUGAUAAAUCAAUCCGUUUAUGGGAUGUUAAGACAGGACAAUAAAAGGCCAAGUUAAAUGGUCAUAAUAGCUGGGUCUUGUAAGUGUGCUUCUCUCCUGAUGGUACCAUUUUAGCAUCUGCCAGUCAUGAUUAAUCAAUCCUUUUAUGGGAUGUUAAGACAGGAUAAAAGAAUGCUUAAUUAAUUGGACAUAAUGCUUAAGUCAACACGGUAUGUUUUUCACCUGAUGGUACAACAUUAGCAUCUGGUAGUGGAUAUGAAUGUGUAAAAAGUGAUGAAUACUCUAUCCGUUUAUGGGAUGUUGAGACAAAACGAUAAAAGGCUUAGUUAUUUGGUCAUGAUAGUACUAUCUUGUAAGUAUGCUUCUCUCCUGAUGGUGCACUAUUAGCAUCUGGUAGUCAUGAUGAAUCAAUCCGUAUAUGGGAUAUUUAGACGGGACAAUAAAAGAUCAAGCUAGAUGGUCAUACAGGUUGGGUCUACUCAAUAUGUUUCUCUCCUGAUAGUACUACUUUAGCAUCUUGUAGUUCUGAUCAAUCUAUCUUUUUAUGGGAUAUUGUGACGGGACAAUAAAAGGUUUAGUUAUUUGGUCAUUCAAAAGAAAUUUUAUCAGUCAACUUCUCUCCUGACGGAAAUACAGUCGCAUCUGCUAGUUAUGAUAAGUCUGUCCUUUUAUGGAAUGUUAAGACUGGAAAAUAAAAGGCCCAGUUAGAUGGCCAUCUCGGAGAGGUUAAUUCAAUUUGCUUCUCUCCUGACGGUACUACUUUAGCGUCUUGCAGUGCAGAUCGCUCUCUCCGUUUAUGGGAUGUUAAGACAGAACUAUAGAGGGCCAAAUAAGAGCUCCAACCAGUGCUACUUAUAAUAUUACAACACUUGUUAUCUCUUCAAAUAAAAUUUUAGAAGCAUAAGGCUCUUUAAUUCUGA